This is a messenger RNA of Cimex lectularius (bed bug), 657 nucleotides long. RefSeq lists its product as uncharacterized. Lineage: Eukaryota; Metazoa; Arthropoda; Insecta; Hemiptera; Cimicidae. The transcript has 3 exons. Bases 115 to 459 code for a protein of 114 amino acids. The record is from RefSeq and is a predicted model, not a curated record.
UAAAACAUUUCGUUAGAGGGUUGACUUCAGUCCACUCGAUGGCCCAAAGGUGUCCGGCAGUUCCAGUUGUCCUGGGAAUUUUCUAAUAAUCGACAAUUUUCAAAAUUAUUUCAGAUGGAGACUACACUGAGAGUUGAAAAUGAAAUUCCCAAGCCAAAUAGUUCAGGCGAACGGCGUUCCAGCAUAAAUGCAGAACAGAAUUUGCCUGGGUCAAGUGACUGUCCGCCUUGCCCGCCGUGUUACCAACCACCGCCACCCUACAUCAUCAGUGGUGGUCUUCAGCAGCCUUUUGUGAUCGGGCCAACUGCCAACCAGGACUACUACUACGUUGCCAGAGUGGAGACACCAGAUUCUGUGAAGCUUUCCAACGCUUGCAGUCUGUACGGUGGCAUCCUGUGCAUAAUCUUCAUCAUUGUAUCUUUCAUGACAUUUUUUUAUUUUGUUUAUUACGACAGCUGACAUUAAGAUGUUUGGAAGACUUGUGGAAGACAUGUGAGUCUCAUAACCUAAGAAAGCCAGGCAUGUUAAAUUAAGAAAAAUUAUAGCAUCUGCAUCAAAAGAUCUUUAACCAACUUUGAUCUGUUGUUACUAAUUUAUUUUAUAUAUUUAAUUAUGUAUCUUGUUACAUGUUGUAUUAUUUACUAGUGCUUUCCUAUA